AUGAGUGCGACGGAAACAGCCACUGAAGUGGAAUAUGAAUUAUCGCCACGAUAUUCCCGUUCUCGUGACGAGAUAAGCCUGGCGAAUGGAGAGCUUGAAAGAGGACGUUUGGACAUUGAGCAAUCGCAGCUCUAUUCCCAGAAUCGCGAUGAAGCGGUUGCCAGCCCUCACGAAAACGAAACUGUUACGCAGGAACUGAAACCUGUUGAUCGAGGCCGAGAUGCCUGGGCAACUCUUCUGGGCGCAUUUGCAUUUGAUGCAUUAUUUUGGGGCUUUCCUGGCAGCUACGGAGUCUUUCAGAACUACUACUCCGACGUACCCGAGUUCCAGAAAGACGCCGUCCGGAUCCCCGUCGUCGGAGUCUUGUCCACGGGCUUCUACUACUUCGGAUCGCCCUUUUCCGCUAUGCUGGCGAGAAAGUUUCCCAAAUACCAGAGGCAUCAGAUUUACCUGGGCUGGGUCCUAAGCAUAGCCGGACUCUUAUCCGCGUCGUUUACCUCCUCUGUCAAUGGCCUGAUUGCCACGCAAGGAGCGCUCUAUGGACUCGGCUUCGUGCUCAUUUCUAUGCCCAUUGUGAGUAUGGUGAAUGAGUGGUGGGUUGCGCGAAAGGGCAUGGCGUUUGGACUCAUCUCUGCGUCUUCUGGUGCCACUGGAGCGGUUCUUCCCUUUAUCAUCGAUGCUCUUCUUCGACGAUAUGGGUAUAAAGUCACUUUGAGGGCUUGUGCCGUUGCGAUGGCGGUUCUGACAGCCCCCUUGCUCCCACUGUUCAAAGCCCGAUUACCAGCCUCGGACCAGGCCAACCUGGCGAGGAUCAACUGGGGCUUUUUGAAGCAGCCUCUUUUCUGGAUCUACGGCUCCGCAGUCUUGGUACAAGGAAUCGGUUUCUUCUUCCCCGUCGUCUUCUUGCCCUCUUACGCUUCUCUCUUCGACAUUUCCUCCAUCAAGGGCGCGUUACUGGUUUGCCUCAUGUCCAUUGCGCAGGUUCUGGGACAAUUCGCCUUUGGCUACCUCUCAGACAAAAGUCUUCCCGUGAGCCUGUUGAUGACUAUUUGCUGUGCUUUUGCAGCAACGGCAUCGUUUACGUUCUGGGGCCUAGCCAAGUCACUGCCGCUUCUCGCCGUUUUCAGCUUCAUCUACGGCUUCUUUGCUUUUGGGUUCGGAACCAUGCGUGUAGCCAUGGGUCGAGCCGUCAGCGAUGACCCGUCGACCGUGUUUGCCACGUAUGCGAUAUUUGUCUUUUUGAUGGGUGUUGGAAAUAUCUUGGUCGGGCCUUUGAGUGCAGAUUUGAUGGCGCCGAGGGAGGUUAUUCGAGAGCAUUACGCGGGCAACAAGUACGAGCCCAUGGUGAUUGUGACGGGAGCAACAUCUUUAUUUGCUGCUUUUAUUGUUUUGGCGUGGCAUGGCUACAAAGGACUGUCGAAAUAA
Molecule: messenger RNA, 1425 nt
Organism: Trichoderma aggressivum f. europaeum
Lineage: Eukaryota; Fungi; Ascomycota; Sordariomycetes; Hypocreales; Hypocreaceae
Exons: 2
Coding region: 1-1425 (474 amino acids)
Biological process (GO): transmembrane transport
Cellular component (GO): membrane
Molecular function (GO): transmembrane transporter activity
Source: RefSeq, a predicted model, not a curated record